This is a messenger RNA of Echinostoma caproni, 1257 nucleotides long. Lineage: Eukaryota; Metazoa; Platyhelminthes; Trematoda; Plagiorchiida; Echinostomatidae. The record is from the annotation of a GenBank genome assembly.
AUGGCACGCUCUUAUCUAACCCUCACUAUCUUGAUCGCUGUACUGGUAAUUAACAUGUUUUCUCUCAACGAGCCAAAGCAAACCGUUAAUGAGAACCGUGAGCCGACAAAUGCAAACGUCGUUAAUCAAAAUGACAUGGUCAAAAAUGGGUCGCCAGGAGAAGAGAUAACACAUCGGACGGAAUCGAGUGUAGAUGUCGAGUUCUACAUUUGGGACCGAGAUGAAGAUGUGAACAAACAAGCAGAAUAUGCCGCAUCUGAGGAUCAGACAAUUCGACUUGGCUAUCGGAUCCAGAUAAAUGGUUUCCGCUGUUUCACAGCGGUUCGCAUAAAAUGCCAUGCUAAUGAGGGAGUUCGAUUGGAAAACAUGAAAGUUACGGCAGUCGGUCCUGGAACAAAUUCCUCCAGUGGUGCUGACAACAACUCAUUAUCCGCACAAAAUGAGUUUGAAAGAUGCGUGGACCUGGGGGAUCUGUGUGCCACAGGAAACGCCGACAGUUGGAUAUCAGAGAUCGCUCUCUGCAAUCGCACUUUCAAUGAAAUUCGAUUCGGAGACAAUUGUUUGGUCGAGUUGAAUGAAGUCAAGUCAAUCAGUCAGUUCGAUGACACAGGACGGAACAAACUGCAAAUCACACCGAACAAAACAGAUGAAAAAAAUUCCCAACAUGACGGGACGGGAAAUCAGAGCAACAUAACGAUUUCCGUGAGAAUGUCUGAUGCCGAAAAGGAACAAAACAAUACAUAUUUCAACUUAACUUUUCGAGUGGAAGACAAACUAUGUGGUGAAAACUUGGAAUUUGAAAUCGAGGCGCAGGCCGAGUACGAAGCUGUAUUGAACAUAAAGACACAAGCAAAAAAGUCGGAUGUCUAUCCCAGAGAUAACGUUACAUUUGUGCUGCGGGUGGCGCAAAACCAGGACUCACAGUUGGAGUGCAAAGCCGUGCGAGUAACUCUGCACCACAGUGAAUGGAUCAAAAGUGUAAAAAUUUCCAAUUCCAGUAACCAGCUGCUCCUGAAUAUCACGCAGUCACAUAGACUGACUGAAAUAGUGAUCGGCAAAAUGCAUUUUUCGGAUGAAUGGCAAAUAAUGGCGAAUGAAGAGUUCAUGGACCGGUUUACUCUCUCUAAUGGCGACCACGUGAAAACUUUGCCGAUGAAGAUGCAGGUGGUUUGCGUGGUCUAUAAUCACAUUCCGCUUGUGAAAGAUGCCCUGUUCAAUGCUACAAUCAACAUCACUUUGUAUAUCAAUAAAGGUUAG